This is a messenger RNA of Peromyscus eremicus (cactus mouse), 3492 nucleotides long. It is a transcript of the gene Slc14a2, whose product is annotated as solute carrier family 14 member 2. Gene Ontology annotation, biological process: urea transmembrane transport. Gene Ontology annotation, cellular component: membrane. The transcript is spliced from 19 exons. The coding region runs from base 6 to 2795 and encodes 929 amino acids. NCBI's taxonomy places the organism in Eukaryota, Metazoa, Chordata, Mammalia, Rodentia, Cricetidae. The record is from RefSeq and is a predicted model, not a curated record. Gene Ontology annotation, molecular function: urea transmembrane transporter activity.
GACAGAUGAGUGACCACCCCCUGAAGGAGAUGUCUGACAGCAACAGCAGCCCCCUCCUGCCAGAGCCUCUUGCCAGCAGAUACAAACUGUACGAGUCGGAGCUGAGCAGCCCUACCUGGCCUUCGAGCUCCCAGGAUACGCACCCAGCCCUUCCUCUCCUGGAAAUGCCUGAAGAAAAGGAUCUCCGGUCAUCUGAUGAAGACAGCCACAUAGUGAAAAUUGAAAAGCCCAACGAAAGGAACAAGAGGAGAGAAAGUGAGGUGCCCCGCAGGGCUUCUGCUGGCCGGGGAGGCUUCAGCCUCUUCCAAGCUCUGGGCUACCUCACUGGGGACAUGAAGGAAUGCAAGAACUGGCUGAAGGAUAAGCCCCUGGUCCUCCAGUUCCUAGACUGGGUCCUGCGGGGAACAGCUCAGGUGGUAUUUGUCAACAACCCCCUUAGUGGGUUCAUCAUCUUCAUAGGGCUCCUGAUCCAGAAUCCCUGGUGGACAAUUACUGGAGCAUUGGGGACAGUGGUUUCGACCUUAGCUGCCCUUGCCUUAAGCCAGGACAGGGCCGCCAUCGCCUCUGGACUCCACGGCUACAACGGGCUGCUGGUGGGACUGCUGAUGGCCGUGUUCUCGGAGAAGUCAGGCUACUACUGGUGGCUUCUGUUCCCUGUGACCUUCACCUCCAUGGCCUGCCCAGUUAUUUCUAGCGCUUUGAGUAGCAUCUUCGCCAAGUGGGAUCUGCCGGUCUUCACACUGCCCUUCAAUAUUGCCCUAACCCUGUACCUGGCAGCCACAGGCCACUACAACCUCUUCUUCCCCAUGACACUUAUAGAGCCUGUGUCUUCGGCUCCCAAUAUCACCUGGACAGAGAUUGAAAUGCCUUUGCUGUUACAAACCAUCCCCGUUGGGGUCGGCCAGGUCUACGGCUGUGACAACCCCUGGACAGGCGGCAUGAUCCUGGUAGCUCUGUUUAUCUCCUCGCCACUCAUCUGCUUGCAUGCAGCCAUAGGGUCGAUCGUGGGGCUGCUAGCAGCACUGACUGUGGCCACACCCUUUGAGACGAUCUACCUGGGCCUAUGGAGCUACAACUGUGUCCUCUCCUGUAUCGCCAUUGGAGGCAUGUUCUAUGCCCUCACCUGGCAGACACACCUGCUGGCACUUGUCUGUGCCCUGUUCUGUGCAUACAUGGGAGCAGCCCUCUCCAAUAUGAUGGCAGUGGUUGGCGUGCCACCAGGCACCUGGGCCUUCUGUCUCUCCACCCUCACCUUCCUUCUCCUGACGAGCAACAACCCUGGCAUCUACAAGCUCCCGCUCAGCAAAGUCACCUACCCCGAGGCCAACCGCAUCUACUUCCUGACAAUGAAAAGCAAUGAGGAAGAGAAGUCCCCCAAUGGUGGCAGUGGAGAGCAGUCACACGGAGCAGGCCAGUGGAAGGCAGAGGAGGGCCCCGAGACUGUGCUCCCAAGGCGGAGAAGCGUGUUCCACAUCGAGUGGUCAUCCAUCCGGAGGAGGAGCAAAGUGUUUGGAAAAGGUGACCACCAGGACAGACAAACCAAAGAGCCACUUCCCUACCCAUAUCGGAAGCCCACAGUGGAACUUUUUGAUCUGGACACCAUGGAGGAAAGCUCUGAGAUAAAGGCGGAAGCCAGCACGGCCAGGACUUCCUGGAUUCGGAGCUCUAUGGCCGCUGGGGGGAAGAGACUCAGCAAAGCCUUGAGCUACAUCACAGGAGAGAUGAAGGAGUGUGGAGAGGGACUGAAAGACAAAUCUCCAGUGUUCCAGUUCCUUGACUGGGUGCUCCGAGGCAUGUCCCAGGUGAUGUUCGUGAACAACCCUCUCAGUGGCAUCCUCAUCGCCCUUGGCCUCUUCGUGCAGAAUCCCUGGUGGGCCAUCUCGGGUUGCUUGGGCACGAUCGUGUCCACCUUGACUGCCCUCAUCCUGAGCCAGGAUAAGUCAGCCAUUGCGGCAGGACUCCAUGGCUACAACGGGGUGCUUGUGGGGCUCCUGAUGGCCGUGUUCUCGGACAAGGGCAACUAUUACUGGUGGCUGUUGCUCCCCGUCAUCGUUAUGUCCAUGACUUGUCCUGUCCUUUCCAGCGCCCUGAGCACCGUCUUCAGCAAGUGGGACCUCCCCGUCUUCACCCUGCCCUUCAACAUUGCCGUGACCCUGUACCUGGCAGCCACGGGCCACUACAACCUCUUCUUCCCCACGACGCUGCUGCAGCCUGCAACCGCCACACCCAACAUCACCUGGUCAAAUGUCCAAGUGCCUCUGCUUCUGAGAGCCAUCCCAGUUGGAAUCGGCCAAGUGUACGGCUGUGACAAUGCCUGGACAGGAGGCAUCUUCCUCAUAGCUCUGUUCAUAUCUUCACCUCUCAUCUGCUUGCACGCGGCCAUUGGGUCCACCAUAGGGAUGCUAGCAGCACUCAGCAUUGCCACGCCUUUUGACUCCAUCUACUUUGGCCUGUGUGGCUUCAACAGCACUCUGGCCUGCAUCGCCAUCGGAGGCAUGUUCUACGUCAUCACCUGGCAGACGCACCUGCUCGCCAUCGCCUGUGCACUGUUUGCAGCCUACCUUGGUGCCGCCCUGGCUAACAUGCUGUCCGUGUUUGGAUUACCACCUUGCACCUGGCCCUUCUGCCUCUCAGCGCUCACCUUUCUCCUUUUGACAACCAACAAUCCUGCCAUCUACAAGCUCCCACUCAGCAAAGUCACCUACCCAGAGGCCAACCGCAUCUACUUCCUGUCCCAGGAGAAAAACAGAAGGGCAUCGACAAUAACAAAGUACCAGGCCUACGACGUCUCCUAAGCUGCCCUUUCUAAGGCAUGCCACGUAAAUGCAGCCUCCAGCAACGGUCUGCAGCCCAGCCUAAAGUCCACUUACCCUCCUUUCUGUCCAACAUGCAUGUAUUCACCAGUUGGGACACACCCCCACACACCCGCUAAGAUGCACAGAACUCAUCAAAGCCAUGUUAGUUUAGACUAAAUACCCACUGAUGGCUCUUUGGGAACUCUCUCUGGGAGGAACUUGCUAGUCACUCCUUUCAGUUAUUUAGUGGAGCAAAGCAUGAUGCCAGGAAAUGUUGAUGAGCCUUCAAGGCUAGAGGGCCUGGUCCCUACCCUGCUCUACCAGUAAUGAGGUCCCACUGCCUCAGUCAGUCCUCCUCCCAUCUCAACCGGUUUUCUUGUCACCAGGGAUUUCUUUAGGACAAGGAGGGACACCAGAGUCCUUCUACCUGGAAAAUGUUUAUUCUUUUCCGUGUCCAGUAAACUAAUCAACUCAGCAUAAGCAGCAAGGAAUUGUCCUGAGCUGACUUACUUACGGGAGGGCUCCCAGAGGAGAGAGAGGAAAGUGUUAAUGUUGUAGAAGUUUAUUCUUGGGCAUGGGACCGGACGUGGGGCUAGAAACCUGAAUUCAUUGAAAAUGCCACUGUACCAUCUUUGCACCAUAGAAAUAUUUCCAGAAGCAACAUAAGGUUAAAAAAAAAUGAUUUUUCCAACAUCCA